Impatiens glandulifera is the source of this 3687-nucleotide messenger RNA. RefSeq names its product DNA mismatch repair protein MSH1, mitochondrial. Gene Ontology annotation, biological process: mismatch repair. Gene Ontology annotation, molecular function: ATP-dependent DNA damage sensor activity; ATP binding; mismatched DNA binding. Gene Ontology annotation, cellular component: nucleus. The record is from RefSeq and is a predicted model, not a curated record. Bases 56 to 3457 code for a protein of 1133 amino acids. NCBI's taxonomy places the organism in Eukaryota, Viridiplantae, Streptophyta, Magnoliopsida, Ericales, Balsaminaceae. The transcript has 22 exons.
ACUAUAAUAGUAGUAUAUUCCGAAAAUCCCUAGAAAUCCAUUUAUUACUACAACCAUGCGCUGGCUCGCGGCGAAGACAGUCGUCGUUUUGGCCCCUCGCUGGCGCUCUCUUUCUAUUCUUCUCCAUUCUCCUAUCCACCGCCACCUCUUCUCUCCGUCUCCUCUCUCACGAAACAGACAGUCCCAGCAGCUCCAUUGCUUCAAGGUAAGAAAAGUUUUUAAUGGAAAAGCAAAGAUACUCAAGAAAAACAGAGGAUUUAAGGAUUCCCUUGACGAAAAAGAUCAGUAUCAUAUCAUUUGGUGGAAGGAGAGGUUGGAGUUGUGUAGAAAACCUUCAACCAUACAUCUGAUUACAAAGCUUAUGUACACUAAUUUAUUGGGUGUUGACGCCAACCUAAAGAAUGGAACUCUUAAAGAAGGAACACUUAACUGGGAAAUAUUGCAGCUUAAAUCCAAGUUUCCACGCGAAGUUCUUCUGUGUAGGGUUGGAGAAUUUUAUGAAGCCAUUGGAAUUGAUGCUUGUAUUCUUGUGGAAUAUGCUGGUUUGAAUCCUUUUGGUGGUCUGCGUUCAGACAGUAUUCCAAGAGCUGGCUGCCCUGUAGUGAAUCUCAGGCAGACUUUGGAUGAUCUGACUCUCAAUGGGUUUUCAGUUUGUAUAGUGGAAGAAGUUCAAGUUCCAACUCAAGCUCGUACCCGCAAGGAUCGUUUUAUAUCGGGGCAUGCUCAUCCAGGUAGCCCUUAUGUAUUUGGACUGGUUGGGGUUGAUCAUGAUUUGGAGUUUCCAGAACCAAUGCCUGUAAUUGGUAUUUCUCGCUCAGCAAAGGGAUAUUGCAUUGUUUCAUUACUAGAGACCAUGAAAACUUAUUGCAUAGAAGAUGGCCUCACAGAAGAGGCUCUAGUUACCAAGCUUCGUACUCGCCAUUGUCACCAUUUGUUUCUUCAUACAUCAUUGAAGCACAACUCCUCGGGGACAUUUCGUUGGAGUGAGUUUGGUGAAGGAGGAUUAUUAUGGGGUGAGUGUCGUCCAAGAAAUUUUGAAUGGUUUGAUGGUGAUCCUGUGAAUGAGCUUUUGAUUAAGGUCAAGGAACUUUAUGGACUUGAUGAUAAGGUUCUAUUCAGGGAUGUAACAGUAACUUCUAAAGAUAGGCCUCAGCCUUUGUACCUAGGAACAGCCACGCAGAUUGGUGCUAUACCAACUGAAGGAAUCCCUUGUUUGUUAAAGGUUCUACUUCCACCAAAUUGUACCCGGCUCCCUGUUAGGUACAUUAACGAUCUUAUUUUGAAUCCUCCUGCUUAUAUAGUUGCUUCCAAGAUUCAAGAAAUAUGUAAACUUAUGAGCAAUGUGAAAUGUUCCAUCCCUGAGUUUACUUGUGUUUCAUCAGCUAAGCUUGUGAAGCUACUAGAAUUGAAGGAGGCUAAUCAUAUUGAAUUUUGCAAAAUCAAAAAUGUACUUGAUGAGAUAUUACAGAUGUACACAAAUGCUGAGCUCAGAGAGAUACUGGAGUUAUUAAUGGACCCUACUUGGGUGGCUACUGGGUUAAAAAUUGACUUUGAGAAUUUGAUAAAUGAUUGUAGAUGGGCUUCAUCAAGAAUCGGUGAGAUGAUCCUUACAGAUGGUGAAUGUGAUCAAAAGACAAGCUCCUAUUCUGGUAUCCCACGUGAAUUUUUUGAAGAUAUGGAUUCAGGAUGGAAAGGCCGCGUAAAAAGGAUAUAUAUGGAAGAAGAAUAUGCUGAAGUGGAGAAGGCAGCUGAGGCAUUAGCAUCUGCUGUUAGUGAAGAUUUCAUUCCAAUUUUAUCUCGUAUACAAGCCACUACAGCCCCAUUGGGGGGUCCAAAGGGAGAGAUAUUGUAUGCUCGAGAACAUGAAUCUGUUUGGUUUAAGGGAAAACGUUUUAUCCCAGGUGUAUGGGCUGGCACGCCUGGAGAAGAACAAAUUAAGCAGCUGAGACCUGCUCUAGAUUCAAAGGGAAGAAAAGUUGGAGAGGAAUGGUUUACCACUGUUAAAGUUGAUGCUGCAAUUAUGAGGUAUCAUGAAGCAGGGGCUAAGGCAAAGAGAAUUGUCUUGGAAUUGUUGAGAGCACUUUCUGCUGAAUUACAGGACAAGAUUCAUGUCCUUGUCUUUGCUUCCAUGUUGCUUGUCAUUGCAAAGGCAUUAUUUGCUCACGUGAGUGAAGGUAGAAGAAGGAAAUGGGUUUUCCCUACCCUUGCGCAAUUUCAUCAAUCAAAGGAUAUAGAACCAUUAGAUGCUGCCAACAGAAUGGAAAUUACUGGUUUAUCACCAUAUUGGUUUGAUGUUGCUCAAGGCAGUGCUGUUCAGAAUACUAUAGAGAUGCAAUCCCUAUUUAUUUUAACAGGACCCAAUGGUGGCGGAAAAUCAAGUUUGCUACGAUCCAUUUGUGCAGCAGCAAUACUUGGAAUAUGUGGUUUGAUGGUGCCUGCUGAAUCAGCCUUCAUUCCCCAUUUUGACUCUGUUAUGCUGCAUAUGAAAUCUUAUGAUAGCCCUGCAGAUGGAAAAAGUUCAUUUCAGAUUGAAAUGUCCGAGGUCCGUUCCGUAAUAACCGGAGCCACAUCGAGAAGCCUAGUGCUUGUGGAUGAAAUCUGUAGAGGAACCGAAGUAGCGAAAGGAACAUGCAUUGCAGGCAGCAUUAUAGAGGCAUUAGAUCAAAUAGGUUGCCUUGGCAUUGUAUCAACACACUUGCAUGGAAUCUUCGAUCUACCCCUUAGCACAAAGAAUGUUGUACAUAAAUCGAUGUCCACUCAGUAUGUAAAUGGUCAGACAAAACCAACCUGGAAACUGGUAGAUGGAAUUUGCCGAGAGAGCCUUGCGUUUGAAACGGCACUUAGGGAAGGAAUCCCGGAGGCACUUAUCCAACGGGCAGAAGAGCUGUAUUCUUCAGUUCAUGCAAAACAUAAGGUUGUCAGAAGAAAAGUACCAGUUGAGGAAGAAAUUGCUCAACUUGAAAUUAUUGGUAAGGAAGAUAUAAAUCAGAAAACUUCUUUAAGAGACGGCAUGGAGAUCUUGUUCAAGAAAGUUGAGAAUGCAGUCACCAAAAUUUGUCAAAAGAAGCUGAUGGAAAUCUGGAAAAGAGAUCCAUCUGAACCGGCUGAAGUGAAUUGUACUAUGGUUUCUGCUAGGGAACAGCCACCUCCUUCGACUAUAGGUGCUUCAAGCGUUUAUGUUAUGUUCGGUCUUGACAAGAAACUAUAUGUUGGAGAGACUGAUGAUCUUGAGGGCAGGAUUCGGUCUCAUCGAUCAAAGGACUCUACGCAGAAGAAGGCUUGUUUCCUUUACUUCUUAGUCCCUGGGAAGAGCACAGCUUGUCAACUGGAAACUCUUCUAAUAAACCAGCUCCCAAACUAUGGUUUCCAUCUUACUAACAUUGCUGAUGGUAAGCACCGCAAUUUCGGCACCACCACCAAUGCAUCUCUAGAAGAAAGCUUAGCCCUUGGCAGAUGACGUUAUGGACCGACAGAUGACAAUCGAACUCUAGAUCUGUGUGGCUGCAGCAAAUUUUGGUCCUUUCUAUAAGCUGCUGCUGCUGUUUCUCACCUCACAUUUGUGCUAUAUAUGUCAAAACACAACAUAUAUUAUUGUAUUCUUGUAGGAGGAAUCUUAAUUAAGGUUGGUCGGUUGGUGUAGUUUGCAAUUGACUCGUGAAAGGUGUGUGUUACUUACUUUUAGACACA